CCCGCACGAUACUUCUCGAUGCUUUGUCGCGACAAAGUCCCGUGCUUUCCGUGUCCCACCGACUGCUGCGCGCGCGCACCAUCCCAUUUGCCGAAUCGACCGACCGCCCGGCCGGCCAUGUCAUGCUCCCCCCCGGUGCCCAGUGCCACUGCCAGAGAAAGCCACUGCCAAUCGCAGAGCUGUUCACAGCACAUUAUCCACCUCCAUACGACUCCACCCACAUAUGCAAUCCUUAUCGUCAACAGUUCCAGACCCCGAUGAGGCGAGGCGGGCCAGGCGACGGGUCGCCGCCGAGCAGAGGAAGCGGAUAGCCAACGCAUGUCUCGCCUGCAAAUCUCGGAAGCAGAAAUGCGACGGCCAGAAGCCCUGUAACAUCUGCAGCAGAAGAGGUGCUGAUUGCAUCUACGUUGAACAACCUCCACGGCACCUGAAGCGGCGACGCGAGAGCACCCAGACGAGCGACGGCCCCAGCGAGUGUGCCAGUGUGCGGUCGACUCGAUCGCCGUGUUCGCCGGUCCAGAAUAAGCAGAUCGAUGUCAGCCCCAAUAGUAACAACAGCAGUAAUCAUAACGUGGGCAAUGGCGACGGCACGAGCACCCUGCGCGUCGGCACUUACUAUGCGCAUCCGACAAACUCGGCUGAGGAUCUUACGACUCACCUUGUAACGAGUCGUGCGGAAACCAGCGAGGGGACCGGGACCGGGACCGGAACCGACACGGAUGACGAUAAAGUUGAGGCGCCUAUCGACCAUAAGACUCGCCUGCUCUCCGACCCUAGUGGUCGACUACUUUACAUUGGGGAGACGGGAUCUCUGUCGUUCCUUGCUCGAGUGCGGAAAACGGUGAUGGACUCGCUCGGGCAUUCGACGUUUACCUCCGACUUGGCACAGAACUCGAUCGUCGACCGACCAAUCAUCCCACGGCUUCCAUUCACCGUGGCGGGUUCGCUGCCUCCUCCUCCACAGGUGGCUACGGUGUUGAUCGACAUGUUCUUCACAAACGUCAACUGUGUGCACUAUGUCUUGGACCGCGAAGAGAUGAACCACCUCAUCUCUGUCGUGUACACCGGUGGACCCGUGCCGGCAACGGGAGCCAGAAGCCGAGACAUCGCAUUUCUAAACGCAGUUUGCGCCGUGGGGACGUUCUUCACCACACAGCCCGAAGAGAUGACUGGAGACGGGAUGCAAUACUUCGAUGCGGCCAGGACUGGGAUGGAGGAUGUGUUUGAGUCAGCGGACUUUUGGUCGGUUAGAUUGCUGCUAGUAUUUUCGUUAUACAUGCAAUAUGCGUCGAAGCGGAAUUCCUCAUGGACGUACAUCGGUCUUGCUAUCCGAGUUGCCGAAUCCCUUGGCUUGCAUCGAAUAUACUCGACAGAGCUCCCCUUUGAGCAGCACCGCUGUGACGAAAGCUACUACAGACGUCGAAGACUCGUGUUCUGGACGCUUUAUUCGCUAGAUCGAUUCACAGGAUGUUCCCUUGGACGACCGCUAGCGAUACAGGACGAAGACUGCAAUGAUCCAGUGUUUUCGACAGAACCAACGGACGAUCCAUUAACGGACUGCCGGUGUUCUGCCGAGCAGCCAGCGACCACCCACCAGAUCCAUCAGCUUGCGGCCAAGGUGCGACUUCACGUCAUAAUUGGCCAUAUCGUCAAGCUUGUCUACCUGAAAAGAAUGAUUUCCCGAGACGUUACCGAAAAGUUGAGCGCGGAGCUGAAGACAUGGUGGAAGUCUUUGCCAUCAUGUGCUUCGCUGGACAAUGACACCGAUGCUGCAGUCGUGCAACUGCACAUGGCGUACCUACAUGCCGUCAUCCUGUUAACUCGGCCUUUCCUGCAACGGGUCGUCGAAGCCUCGACUGAAGAGAUCAUGGACGACGAGAACUGCCGAUGUAACAAACGGAGAUCUUCGAGCAAGUCGAGCGUCAAGCGAAAGAUGUUGAGAUAUGCUUGGGCCUGCGUGCUAGUAGCGGAGAGGACUGUGGCCUUGGCUCAUCGGAUGCAGAGACGGGGUAGUUUACAAAGGAACGACGCUGCACUGAUUUACUAUCUGUUUACUGCGGGAUUGGUUUUGACAUUCAGUGUCCUACCACAAGUCCUGUGUCCCCGUGACAGCCACGAAAACGAAGAGGACGCCCUUGCCAAGUUCCGCAACCGAGCGCCGCGGCUGAUAGCACUUAUGGGCGAAUGCGCGAGCGUGGAGACCUGCACCGCGAAACGCUACCACAGCAUCCUAUUACACUUUAACCAGGCACUAAUCGAAGGCUACGAGCGGCGUCACCAACAACAGCAAGCCCAACGAACCAACGCGCGCGGGCUGAGCGACGUUGGGGAAGGCCCGGGGGAGCCAGACCUACUGGACGAGCUACGCUCCACCAGCAACGAAUACUUCGCGGGCACCUACCAGAGCCGUGCCGUUUCGACCGAGCCCGCAAGCCGCGAGAGUGUUGCCGCGCACGCACUGGUGUCUGUCGCAUCCAACGGCCAACACGAUCCGAACAACCAGAUCCUCCCGACCUACAUCGAUUCUAAAGGGCCCAUGGCGGGGCUCAGUAUGACGCCGGGAGUGACGGGGCAGUUCGAUUUGGGAAGCGGACCGCUGGUCAAGGCGGACACGGAUAUGUAUGCGGGCGGCGUGGACUUUUUUAAUCCCUUUGGCUGGAUGGAUCCUGGUGAUGGGGCGGGGUAUGCGGAUACUCAGACGGUCCCGUGGGAGUUCUCGUGGGACGGCCCGCCGAGUAAUUUCUUUAUGAGUGCGCAGACGGAGAUGGAGAUGAAUCCUCCGCCCGGUUAGGAGAUGUACUCAAGGAUCACAGGCAUACUUUGGGGGAAGCGGGAGGGGAGAGGGGGGAGGGAUAUAGAAUAGGCGUGGUAAUCUUAGGAGUUGGGUAUUAUUGCUUUGACUUUCAUUUAUUGCU
Tricharina praecox is the source of this 2915-nucleotide messenger RNA. Its product is annotated as fungal-specific transcription factor domain-containing protein. Bases 224 to 2791 code for a protein of 855 amino acids. Gene Ontology annotation, biological process: positive regulation of transcription from RNA polymerase II promoter by galactose; DNA-templated transcription. NCBI's taxonomy places the organism in Eukaryota, Fungi, Ascomycota, Pezizomycetes, Pezizales, Pyronemataceae. Gene Ontology annotation, cellular component: nucleus. Gene Ontology annotation, molecular function: RNA polymerase II cis-regulatory region sequence-specific DNA binding; zinc ion binding; DNA-binding transcription factor activity, RNA polymerase II-specific. The transcript is spliced from 3 exons. The record is from RefSeq and is a predicted model, not a curated record.